AUGGCUCGCGUGCACGCUACCAAUGACUACGGCACUGCUGCCGCCCCACGCUCAAACAAGCUCCACCGUCCUCUGAUCCUCGCAAACCAUUUCUUGCACUGGAGCUCUUCCGUGAUAGUGAUGUCUAUCUCCGCCUACUUCGUCGCAAAGUUUAGUCACAACACGCACUUGAUAUAUUGGCUCACGAUCGCUGCCAUCGACACAUUGCUCUACCUCCCGGCCCUCUUCUUGCCCGCCAUGAGGUCCUACAAGGGAUACUUCGCUCCAGCGGCUUGGGUAUUCUCCUACCUCUGGCUGACGGCCUACAUCUUCGCAGCACAAGACUACAAUUUCGGUAGAUGUGCAUACCUCUCGCCUGCCUUUGUCAACAAGUGCAGCAUGAAGCAAACGAUUCAAGCAUUUACUUUUAUUGCCUUCUUCACCAACCUCGUCGGCCAGAUCCUCGAGGGCCGUCUCUGGGAUCGCCAACGCUUCAAGGGCACCCAUGCGCUCGAUGCUGACAAGACCCAUGCUACGGCUCCUGCGACGGCUACUACCACUACCACAGCACCCACCACGGCCGUUUGA
Messenger RNA from Westerdykella ornata, 567 nucleotides. RefSeq lists its product as uncharacterized. The coding region runs from base 1 to 567 and encodes 188 amino acids. The transcript is spliced from 3 exons. NCBI's taxonomy places the organism in Eukaryota, Fungi, Ascomycota, Dothideomycetes, Pleosporales, Sporormiaceae. The record is from RefSeq and is a predicted model, not a curated record.